AUGACAGUUGCAAAGGCAGCCACCUCCCUGUCAAGCAGACUCGUCAUGGCCAGCUCCGCACGGUUGACAAGCCGGAGCUUCUCCGCUUCUGCCUCGGCACUAAGGCAGCGCUCAACACCGGCUGCCUACUACAGAGGUGGCACCUCGCGUGGCGUCAUGUUCCAGGAGAAACAUCUGCCUGAAGACGAACAAGCCCGUCGCAGUAUUUUUCUUCAGGUAAUGGGCACGCCAGACCCCAAUGGCCGCCAGCUCGACGGAAUGGGUGCCGGCAUCUCCAGCUUGUCCAAGAUAUGCCUCGUAGCCCCGACCGAUGACCCCAAGGCCGACGUUACCUAUACCUUCGUCGGCUUGGGCAUUGAAACGCCCAUUGUCGAUCUGGCCGGCAACUGCGGCAACAUGAGCUCUGCCGUUGGUCCGUACGCCUUCAACGAGCGGCUACUGGGCGACAUUGACUACGAGAAGGAGGGGACGGCAACCGUCCGCAUUUUCAAUACAAACACUAAGAAAUACAUCAACAACAGCUUUCCCGUCGCCAAUGGCCAGGCCCAGGUGCAGGGCAAUUUCUCCAUCGAUGGUGUUGGCGGCACUGGUGCCAGAGUAACGUUGGAUUUCCUCGACCCAUCUGGAUCCAAAACAGGCAAACUCCUUCCCACUGGCAAUGUUGUUGACAGGUUUAAUGGCAUUGAUGUCAGCUGUGUUGAUGCCGCCGGUCCUGGGGUUUUUGUGCGUGCCGAGGACAUUGGCGUGGAUGGGACCAUCCUACCCAAUGACUUCAACAAGCUCCCGGAUAAGCUUCAAUUGUUGGAGGAGAUUCGUCGACAAGCAGCUGUCGCAAUGGGCAUGUCAAAGGCUACCUCGGAUGUUUCCAGGGUCACGCCUAAAAUUGCCAUUGUCUCUGCGCCUGCAAGCCACAAAAUUCUCUCAGGUCAGACGCAGGAUGCCUCUGCAGUGGAUGUUGUCAUCCGAUUCAUCUCGGAUGAGCAACCCCACAGAGCGAUCCCACUGACGGGUGCUCUGUGCGUCGCCGCAGCUGCAAAGGUAAGUGGUUCCAUAGUGCAGCAACACAUCACCCAGAAUCUGGUGGAUCCCGACAUGAUCACAAUUGGUCACGCAAGUGGGCGUAUCCAAGUCGCUGCAAAGAUGAACGAUUGCAACGAGGUUGAGACUGCAACCGUCUUCCGUACUGCCAGGCGCAUAAUGGAAGGCCAGGUCUACUGGAAUGAAUAA
Messenger RNA from Lasiodiplodia theobromae, 1227 nucleotides. RefSeq lists its product as uncharacterized. The transcript has a single exon. The record is from RefSeq and is a predicted model, not a curated record. Lineage: Eukaryota; Fungi; Ascomycota; Dothideomycetes; Botryosphaeriales; Botryosphaeriaceae. The coding region runs from base 1 to 1227 and encodes 408 amino acids.